Messenger RNA from Arachis duranensis, 613 nucleotides. RefSeq lists its product as uncharacterized. Bases 127 to 357 code for a protein of 76 amino acids. NCBI's taxonomy places the organism in Eukaryota, Viridiplantae, Streptophyta, Magnoliopsida, Fabales, Fabaceae. The record is from RefSeq and is a predicted model, not a curated record. The transcript has a single exon.
CUUAUUCCCACCCUCUUCCCUUCCAUCUUCCUUAUUUUCUGCAUCUUCAAAUUUUGAUCACAUAUUCCUCUUAAAAAUUAUUUUACACCCGAUAUUGUUUGGUGAGAUCUAUAAGAAAUAAUUAAAAUGGCAAGUACACCUGAAAAGAAGAGAUCAAGCUUCCCCCCAAAAAGAGGGCAAAUCAAAGCCGAAAUAUUUAACGGCUUAGCGAGCUCCGUGGUGUCCACGGUGUCCAUGGUGGGGGAAUCGCUUCGAAACAUGAUUGGAAACCGUGGCACAUCACCAUCUUCUUCCUCUACUUCUACCCCACCACCAAGUGCCUACAAUUCUGAGGGCAACAACGACGAUGUCUCCUAAGACCACUACUACAACAUCUCAUUCUACAUAUACCUGUGGCUUAGACCAAUGUUUUUGCUGGUUGAGCAAACCACAAUUUUAUUUUGUUUUCUCUUUUAUUUUAUAAAUUAAUGGUCUUGUUAAGUUUUUAUAUAAACAGGUCCUGCUGGAACUCUGCUAGUUUAGUUUACCCUUGUAACCCUUUUUUUUUUCCCUUUAAGAUUUAACGUCUUCAUAUAUGUAUUUUACCUUAUAUAUGAAAUAUGAUGUACUACUA